AUGGCCCUCGAGCCACCAACAAAGAGAAAGUGCUUAGGUAAUAAUUGUCAAAAUGCUGUAGGAACUCUGCAAUGCCCAACAUGUCUGAAGCUAGGAAAGAAGGAAGUUUACUUCUGCUCUCAAGAUUGUUUCAAGCAGAGUUGGAAUACACAUAAAUUACUUCACAGAGUCAAGGAUCCAGAAACCGGUAAUUACAAUCCAUUCCCCACCUUUUCAUUCACAGGUCCACUUCGCCCUAUCUAUCCUUUAUCCCAGCGAAGACAUGUGCCCCAGUCCAUCAAGCAUCCAGACUACUGGAGGGACGGUAUACCACACAGUGAACGAACACUUGCCGGCCGAACCAAGAUCGAAAUUUUAGACAAAGCUGGACAAGAGGCUAUGAGAAAGGUGUGUAGGCUAGCUAGAGAAGUUCUUGAUAUUGCCGCCGCAGCCGCUAAGCCUGGUGUUACCACGGACUACAUCGAUGAAAUCGUCCACAACGCAUGUGUAGAGAGAGAUUCAUAUCCCUCGCCAUUAAAUUACAGCCAAUUCCCUAAAUCAGUGUGCACUUCACCCAAUGAGGUAAUUUGUCACGGGAUUCCGGAUCAGUAUGUACUUGUUGACGGCGAUAUUCUGAACAUUGAUGUCACACUUUACCACGGCGGGUACCAUGGUGACUUGAACGAAACCUACUAUAUCGGUGAUAAAGCCAAAGCUGAUCCUGACUCAGUUCGUGUUGUGGAGGCAUCACGCGAGUGUCUUAGGCAAGCUAUCACUCUAGUUAAGCCAGGAACACCAUUUCGAGAAUUUGGAAAUAUAAUCGAAACUCAUGCCAAAUCUCAGAAAUGCAGCGUUGUUAAAACCUACUGUGGGCAUGGAAUUAACACACUCUUUCACUGUCCCCCUAAUAUCCCACAUUAUGCAAAAAAUAAGGUGGUAGGAACUUGUAAGGAGGGGAUGUGCUUUACAAUUGAACCUAUGGUUGCUUUGGGGACGCAUAGAGAUAAGACUUGGCCAGACAACUGGACAAGUGUCACACAAGACGGGAAACGGACCGCGCAAUUUGAGCACACACUGCUGGUAACUUCAGAUGGGGUUGAAAUUUUGACAGCUAGAUUCCCAAACUCUCCUGGUGGCCCCUUACCACUACCGAACAUAGCAUCAAGAGUAGAAACUUAA
Blumeria graminis f. sp. triticale is the source of this 1158-nucleotide messenger RNA. Lineage: Eukaryota; Fungi; Ascomycota; Leotiomycetes; Helotiales; Erysiphaceae. The record is from the annotation of a GenBank genome assembly.